Williopsis jadinii is the source of this 580-nucleotide messenger RNA. RefSeq lists its product as uncharacterized. Lineage: Eukaryota; Fungi; Ascomycota; Saccharomycetes; Phaffomycetales; Wickerhamomycetaceae. The record is from RefSeq and is a predicted model, not a curated record. The coding region runs from base 188 to 541 and encodes 117 amino acids. The transcript has a single exon.
UAAAAAGACCGUGAUGUCCAAGGUGAUGAUGAGAGUUCAGCAUUCCACUGAACAAGUGACCACCAGGACCACAUCCGUGACCGCUGAAGCCACUUAAUCCAUUAUGUGGUGACCCGUAUGAAUACUGGCCAUUAUAUGUACCAUAAUAUGGAGGCGGUGGAGGCGUCUGUUGAUAAUAGUGUUGUUGAUGAUGAUGGUGGUGAUGAUGGUGAUGAUGUCCCAUUGUCAUAUAUUUGUGUCUUUGACCUUGUUGAUAGUGAGAGAUUGCAUAGUAGGAAUUGAUACUCAAAUCGAAGGGAAGCUGGAUUGGUUUUUAUACACUUUGUUCAGUAACGUUGGUGUAAAUUUCAAUUGGUCUUAUCAUCCUCUUGGUCAUAAUCAUGGUCAUUUUGGUGGCGCAUAUAGUUCAGAUGGUGAAGCUUCAGUCAGGCACUUUGGCGCAGUGAUUGUCAUGGGAUUCUUCGCUGAACACAGCCCAAAUCACCAAGCCGAUCGCCAAAAAAUCAUCCGCCGUGCAUUACAGUGCUAUGAAUGCGCAUAAAACUCUCAGCAGUCGUGAUCAUUUAUCUAACGGUGACCU